Molecule: messenger RNA, 865 nt
Organism: Hibiscus syriacus
Lineage: Eukaryota; Viridiplantae; Streptophyta; Magnoliopsida; Malvales; Malvaceae
Product: WUSCHEL-related homeobox 4-like
Exons: 3
Coding region: 37-702 (221 amino acids)
Biological process (GO): cell division; phloem or xylem histogenesis; procambium histogenesis
Cellular component (GO): nucleus
Molecular function (GO): DNA-binding transcription factor activity; DNA binding
Source: RefSeq, a predicted model, not a curated record
UAUAAUUCACCACUCUCCAUAAUUCACACCUUCAACAUGGGAAACAUGAAGGUGCAUCAAUUGGGUCGUGGAUUCUGGGAGCAACAAGAGCCAUUACUCUCACUUGGCUGCAAGCGUUUACGCCCUCUUGCUCCUAAGCUCCACUCCAACUUCACUGAUACAACCACCACCGUCUCCUCUUUCGACCUCAAGAGCUUCAUUCGGCCCGAUAGCGGCCCUCGGAAACUCGGCAAUGCCCCCUCCAACGAAAACCGCCAUUCUCCUCCGGUGGAAACGCACCCGGGAGGUACGCGUUGGAACCCGACGCAAGAGCAGAUAGGGAUACUGGAGAUGCUGUAUCGAGGAGGGAUGCGAACCCCGAACGCACAACAAAUAGAACAAAUCACCGAGCAGCUCGGCAAGUACGGCAAGAUCGAAGGCAAGAACGUGUUCUACUGGUUCCAAAACCACAAAGCACGAGAGAGACAAAAGCAGAAGCGAAACAGCCUUGGCCUUGGCCAUUGUCCCAGAAAAUCAGCUCCCAUUUCUCCCUUAACUUGGGAUACUAGGGUGGAAAUAAUUACGGAUAGAGAAGAGGAUAGUCCGUAUAAGAGGAAGUGCAGAAGCUGGUCAUUCGAGGAAGAAGAAAUAAGCAGAUCGUCGAGUAAAGAAGAUGAAAACAGAACUCUGGAGCUCUUCCCAUUGCACCCGGAAAGAAGAUGAAGAGGUUUCAAAUAACCAAAAAAAAAGCUGCUUUAAUGAAUGAUGAUGAUGGUGUUGUAGCUUCUUUUUUUUUCUGUUCUUCUUUUUGUUGCAGCAGGAAAGAAGAAAGACACAAAGCUGUGUUGUUGUACUCUAAUGGCUUAUUUAAUCCCUGACUUGAAAA